AUGGCAGUCCGCCUGUGCUUGUCGACGGUAUCGGGCGUUGAGGGCGGCGGCGCAAGCGGGUCUGGCGCAUCUAUCGCCACGAGCCUCGCGACCGCGGUCGUGGCACACCUGGCGGCGGCUCUCGAGGCCGUCUCUACGGCGCUCGACGCCGUGUCGCCGGCGGCCGCAACUCUGCCGCCGUCGCUCCGCCGGCUCAACCGAGUAUCGGGCGUUGAGGGCGGCGGCGCAAAGCGGGCUCGGGGAGGCGUGGCCCUCCCUGUCGAAGGGCGCUGGGUGGCGGUCGCGCGCGACGACGACGCGAGCGACGACAGCAGCAAGGAGCUCGAUAGUCCCAAGACUCGGGCGGCCAAGGAGCUCCAGGCAAGGAUGGCGCGGCUGACGGAGGAGCAGGAGGCCAAGAGGAGGGAGGCAAAGAUGAGCGAGCCGAGUGGGCUGCUGCGCUCGGAGCGGAUGUGCAUGGUGCAGCUGAUCGUGCAGCACGACGCCGCCCAGCACACCGUCGAGGAGCUCGGCGCCCUCGGCUCGCUCAUGUUCAUCGACCUCAACGAGGGCGUCACCGCCUUCCGCCGCACGUUCCUCCCCGAGCUGCGCCGGUGCGACGAGGCGGACCGGGCGCUGCGGUUCAUCGGCGACCAGCUGGCCGCGGUGGGCAGUUCCCCGCCGCGCGCCUCGUGGCGCUCCGAGCUCCGCGUCUCUCUGCCGGAGCUCGUGAGCGAGCUGGAGGACGCGGUCAAGGAG
Emiliania huxleyi CCMP1516 is the source of this 738-nucleotide messenger RNA. RefSeq lists its product as hypothetical. The transcript has 5 exons. Gene Ontology annotation, biological process: proton transmembrane transport; vacuolar acidification. The record is from RefSeq and is a predicted model, not a curated record. Gene Ontology annotation, molecular function: ATPase binding; proton-transporting ATPase activity, rotational mechanism. The annotation marks the transcript as partial. NCBI's taxonomy places the organism in Eukaryota, Haptophyta, Isochrysidales, Noelaerhabdaceae. Gene Ontology annotation, cellular component: vacuolar proton-transporting V-type ATPase complex; proton-transporting V-type ATPase, V0 domain.